Messenger RNA from Trichosurus vulpecula (common brushtail), 2070 nucleotides. Its product is annotated as NADPH--cytochrome P450 reductase-like. Gene Ontology annotation, cellular component: cytosol. Gene Ontology annotation, molecular function: NADPH-hemoprotein reductase activity; flavin adenine dinucleotide binding; FMN binding. The record is from RefSeq and is a predicted model, not a curated record. Gene Ontology annotation, biological process: response to hormone. NCBI's taxonomy places the organism in Eukaryota, Metazoa, Chordata, Mammalia, Diprotodontia, Phalangeridae.
GCUGCAGCGGUAAAAUAAAUCAACAUGGCAGAUGUGGACACCAGUGCCACGUCUGAAGCUGGAGCUGAGGACGUCUCCCUUUUCAGCGUGACAGACAUGUUUCUCUUUUCACUUAUUGUGGGCCUCCUGACCUACUGGUUCUUCUUCAGAAAGAAAAAGGAAGAGAUCCCAGAGUUCACCAAAAUUCAGGCUCCGGAACACUCUCCUGUCAAAGAGAGCAGCUUUGUGGAGAAGAUGAAGAAGACGGGCAGGAACAUCGUUGUGUUUUAUGGCUCCCAGACGGGCACUGCUGAAGAAUUUGCUAACUGCCUCGCCAAAGAUGCUCACUGCUAUGGAAUGCGGGGCAUGGCCGCUGACCCCGAAGAGUAUGAUUUGGCGGAUUUGAGCAGCCUUCCGGAAAUAGAUAAUGCCCUGGCAGUGUUCUGCAUGGCCACCUAUGGGGAGGGGGACCCCACAGACAAUGCCCAGGACUUCUAUGACUGGCUACAAGAGACAGAUGUUGAUCUCUCCGGUGUCAAAUUUGCGGUGUUUGCUCUAGGGAACAAGACCUACGAACACUUCAAUGCGAUGGGGAAAUACGUGGACAGCCGGCUGGAGCAGCUGGGUGCUCAGCGGAUAUUUGAAGUGGGGUUAGGGGAUGAUGAUGGGAACCUGGAGGAAGAUUUUAUCACCUGGAGAGAGCAGUUCUGGCCAGCUGUUUGUGAACAUUUUGGAGUCGAAGCUACUGGUGAGGAGUGCAGUAUUCGCCAGUAUGAGCUAGUGGUGCACACGGACGAGAACAUGAACAAAGUGUACACUGGGGAAAUGGGCCGGCUGAAGAGCCACGAGAACCAGAAACCGCCUUUUGAUGCCAAGAAUCCAUUCCUGGCUACCGUGACCACGAAUCGGAAGUUGAACCAGGGAGGGGAGCGCCACCUCAUGCACCUGGAGUUAGACAUCUCAAACUCCAAAAUCAGGUACGAGUCUGGGGACCAUGUUGCUGUGUACCCAGCCAAUGAUGCUUCACUUGUUAAUCAGCUUGGAGAGAUCCUGGGUGCCGACCUGGAUGUGGUCAUGUCUCUGAACAACCUGGAUGAGGAGUCCAACAAGAAGCACCCAUUCCCCUGCCCCACCACUUACGGCACAGCACUCACCUACCACCUGGACAUCACCAAUCCCCCCCGGACCAACGUUCUCUACGAGCUGGCGCAGUACGCGGGGGAGCCAGCCGAACAGGAGCAGCUCCGCAAGAUGGCGUCCUCGUCGGGCGAGGGCAAGGAGCUGUACCUGAGCUGGGUGGUGGAAGCCAGGAGGAACAUCCUGGCCAUCCUUCAGGACUCCCCCUCACUGCGGCCCCCCAUCGACCACCUGUGUGAGCUGCUGCCCCGCCUGCAGGCCCGCUACUACUCCAUCGCCUCCUCCUCCAAGGUUCACCCCAACUCCGUUCACAUCUGUGCUGUGGUUGUGGAGUACGAGACCAAGUCUGGCCGGAUCAAUAAGGGUGUGGCCACUAACUGGCUCAAGGCCAAGGAGCCUGCCGUGGAGAAUGGGCACAAGGCCACAGUGCCCAUGUUUGUGCGAAAGUCACAGUUCCGCCUGCCCUUCAAGCCCACCACGCCUGUCAUCAUGAUUGGGCCGGGCACCGGCAUCGCCCCCUUUGUAGGCUUCAUCCAAGAGCGGGCUUGGCUGAAAGAACAGGGUAAGGAAGUCGGCGAGACCGUUCUGUACUACGGCUGCCGGCGUUCGGAUGAGGAUUACUUGUACCGGGAAGAGCUAGCCCAGUUCCAGAAGGAUGGCGUCCUCUCCCAGCUUAACGUGGCCUUCUCCCGGGAGCAGGACCACAAGGUUUACGUGCAGCACCUAAUGAAACAGAACAAGGAGUAUCUUUGGCGACUGAUCCAGGAGGGCAACGCGCAUGUCUGUGUGUGCAGGGAUGCCCGGAACAUGGCUCGUGACGUACAGAAUGUGUUCUGCGAGAUCGUGUCCGAGUUCGGGGGCAUGAACCAGUCACAGGCUGUGGACUUCAUCAAGAAACUUAUGGCUAAGGGGCGCUAUUCUCUGGAUGUCUGGAGCUAGGAUCCGCCCGCCCCU